Molecule: messenger RNA, 2254 nt
Organism: Zingiber officinale
Lineage: Eukaryota; Viridiplantae; Streptophyta; Magnoliopsida; Zingiberales; Zingiberaceae
Product: probable methyltransferase PMT20
Exons: 8
Coding region: 189-1976 (595 amino acids)
Cellular component (GO): endosome; trans-Golgi network; cytoplasm
Molecular function (GO): methyltransferase activity
Source: RefSeq, a predicted model, not a curated record
CGUUGGGAGUGACAGCGAGUGGGGGACUGAGGAGUGAGGGUGAAGGAAGGGUGACGGGGAUAGAUCUGUGCAAGGUUUCGAUACAUCGAAGAUAGAUCUGUGACUCUGUGGUCGUUACCUGCACGACGGGUUGAUCGAAGGCCUUUCCGACCGUCCUCCUCCAGGCCUUAAAUUUGAGAAGGAUCGAAAUGAAGAACAAGGAUUCAAAGCCAGGCGUUAACCCUGACAAGAAUUAUAGGAUUGCCCAAAUUACCAUAACGUUUUUAUUCCUAUGUGGAUUUUCCUUCUAUCUUGGAAGCAUCUUUUGUUCUGAGAAAAACAGAUACUUUAAGCGUGAUGCUACUCCUGUAAUCCAGUCCCACCAUGAUACAAGAGUAGCUCCUCUCAAAAUUAAGAAUGUAGAGUUCGCGGAGUGCAGUUUGGAUUAUCAAGAUUAUACGCCGUGCACGGAUCCUAAGAGAUGGAAGAAAUAUGGUAAAUAUAGGCUUACUUUUAUGGAACGGCAUUGCCCACGAAUGGUUGACAGGAAAGAAUGUUUGGUUCCUCCUCCCGUUGGAUAUAAACCACCAAUCCGAUGGCCAAAGAGCAAAGGAGAAUGUUGGUACAGGAAUGUUCCUUAUGAUUGGAUAAACAACGAAAAAUCAAAUCAACACUGGCUAAGGAAAGAAGGUGACAAAUUCUUCUUUCCAGGUGGAGGUACCAUGUUCCCAAAUGGAGUUGGUGCAUAUGUAAAACUGAUGCAAAAUCUGAUUCCUGGAAUGAAGAAUGGAACUGUCCGAACUGCCAUUGAUACUGGAUGUGGUGUCGCGAGCUGGGGAGGCGAUUUGCUAGAUCAUGGCAUUUUAACUAUUUCACUUGCACCUAGAGAUAAUCAUGAGGCUCAAGUACAGUUUGCUCUUGAACGAGGUAUUCCAGCAAUCUUAGGCAUCAUUUCUACUCAGCGUCUUCCUUUUCCCUCAAAUUCAUUUGAUAUGGCUCACUGCUCCAGAUGUCUUAUCCCCUGGACAGAGUUCGAUGGUAUUUAUCUACUGGAAAUACACCGAAUACUUCGACCUGGAGGCUUCUGGGUGCUAUCAGGUCCACCUAUCAACUAUGAGCACAGAUGGCGAGGUUGGAACACAACUAUUGAAGAACAGAGAUCAGACUACAACAAAUUAAAGAAGUCGUUGACUAGCAUGUGCUUCAAACUAUAUAACCAAAAGGAUGAUAUUUCUGUGUGGCAGAAGUCACUGGACCAUAGCUGCUAUAACAAAAUUAAUUCCUCAUCCUCUCCGCCCAAGUGUGAUGACAGCUCUGAGCCAGAUUCAGGAUGGUACACUCCACUGCGGCCGUGCCUGAAUAUUCCAAACCAAAAGUUUAAGUUGGGAUUGAACUCUCUACCAAAAUGGCCAAAUCGAUUGCGCCCAACCCCAGCACGGAUUUCCACAGUGUACAAUGGCAAUCGUGGUGGGUUUAAGCAUGAUAACAACAAAUGGAAGGCCAGGGUGAAACAUUACAAGACAUUGCUUCCUACUCUUGGAAGUGAUCAAAUUCGGAAUGUUAUGGAUAUGAACACACUGUAUGGAGGGUUUGCGGCAACUCUCAUUGGUUCUCCAGUAUGGGUCAUGAACAUCAUAUCUUCUUACGGUUCAAAUUCUCUUGGAAUUGUCUAUGAUAGAGGAUUAAUCGGCACCUAUCAUGAUUGGUGUGAGCCAUUCUCAACUUAUCCUCGGACCUAUGAUCUCUUGCAUUUGGAUGGUCUGUUUACAGCCGAAAGUCACAGAUGUGAAAUGAAAUAUGUGCUCCUUGAGAUGGACCGCAUACUUCGUCCAAUGGGGUAUGCAAUAGUUCGUGAAUCGUACUAUUUUAUCGAUGCAAUAGCGACCAUCGCCAAGGGGAUGAGAUGGGAUUGUGAAGAACAUGUCACCGAGUACAACAUAGCCAAGGAGAAGAUACUAAUAUGCCAGAAGAGACUUUGGUAUGCCAGUGAUCAAUGAGCAGGAUUUUGGAAAGGUUUAUUAGAUUCAGACGAAUUCCCACGUCAAGCAGAGAUUUUCUUGGUGCGUAGUUAUACAUGCCAAUGUCAAGCAGAGGUUCUAGUUCAUUUAACUGGGAGAGAUUACCGGCCAGUCAAAGUUUCGGAAAUUCGGAUAUUCAUAUGUAUUCUCAGGAACCUAGCUGUAGUAUGUAUGCAUCAGGUUAUUGUAGGAGCGAGUUUCAGGUUCAUGCUCAACUUAUUUCAUUCUGCAUUACCAAAUCAACUUGCAGGAGUUAA